This is a messenger RNA of Spirodela intermedia, 4146 nucleotides long. The record is from the annotation of a GenBank genome assembly. Lineage: Eukaryota; Viridiplantae; Streptophyta; Magnoliopsida; Alismatales; Araceae.
AUGGAAGAGACCUUCGUCCCUUUCCGCGGGAUUAAGAAGGACUUCGAAGCUAGAUUGAAAUGCUACAAGCAGGACUGGACUGGUGGCUUCAAGGCAGGCAUCAGGUGGGGUUCUGAAUCUCCCUAUCGAGCGAUGCAUUUGGAUAUAACUUGUAUUGCCCGUAUUUUAAAAUGGUUUAAUCAUAAGAUGCCGAUUCCUUUCGAAUUUUUAGGAUUCUGGCUCCCACAACGUACAUAUUCUUUGCCUCUGCGAUACCCGUCAUUUCUUUUGGAGAACAGUUGGAGAGAAACACAGGUAACAAACCUUGCUGUUGUUCUCUUUGGCAUAUUUCAACGCUACGUUGAUGGUUCUGUAGAAACUGAGAUGCGUUUCUGAAUUGAUCCUUGGGAAAUCUACUGAUUCGGGCAGAUGGGAUCUUGACUGCUGUUCAAACUUUAGCAUCCACCGCCCUCUGUGGGAUCAUACACUCGCUGGUUGGUGGCCAGCCUUUGCUAAUUCUUGGCGUAGCAGAGCCCACAGUUCUCAUGUACACCUUCCUGUUUAAUUUUGCCAAGGAUAGAGCUGAUCUGGGUCCAAAGCUGUUUUUGGCGUGGUCUGGAUGGUAAAGUCUGGAUCUUCGGAUCCCCACUCGGUAUUUUGGAAUCCAGAUCAAUUUUCAACCACUGAACUUCCAUCAACUUGAUUUCCUUUUCAGGGUAUGUGUGUGGACAUCAUUCUUGCUGUUCUUGCUGGCCAUCUUGGGGGCCUGCUCCAUUAUUAACCGAUUCACUAGAAUAGCUGGUGAGCUCUUCGGCUUGCUGAUUGCGAUGCUGUUCAUGCAGCAAGCCAUUAAAGUGAGUGCUUCCAUUCCCCAUGAGCUCUGAAUUGCUGGGGAGCAAAUCAAGUCUGGUCUCUCUUUCAUUUCAGUUUUAUAUGACCGACUCAUGUCAAUUUAUAGCCUUCUGAUGAAUGAAUGUACUGGAAGCUCAGCAAAUAUUUCUAAGAGGAAAUGAAAGAAAACAGAUAAAGAAUGUAAAAGAGGCCAACGUAAAUCAAGGCUCCCAAAAUUUGCUCACCUAUUUUCAAGUGAGUUUAACAAAGUGAAAAAUAUCAGGAGAAAAUAUUCAUCGUCUGUGCCUACUGGAUCAAAAUCAAAUGAUUGUUUAACUAUCGCUGAAAAGUUGAAUAAAAGGAAAAUCAAAUGGAGGUCAUGUUACAGUUGUAGAUAACAAAGUAUUCAGAAUUUUCCCAGGAUUUUGCUGAUAACAAAGUAUUAUUGGGGAUUAUCAUCCUUUUUAUAGAAGCUGAUGGUAUCACUGAAGUUGUGUGGUCUAUUGUAUUACAAUGUUUAUAAAUUUGACAGUGCCCUAAGUAAUAAUUUUUUUGUGUGUUUUGGAUUGGUUUAGGGCCUUGUUGACGAAUUCCACAUACCCGAAAGAGAAAACCCUGGGUUACCGCAGUUCGUUCCAUCUUGGAGGUUCGCCAAUGGGAUGUUCGCAAUUGUCCUGUCCUUUGGCCUUCUUCUCACUGCUCUGAAAAGUAGGAAAGCUAGGUCAUGGCGAUAUGGAACAGGUAAAUCUGACCAUCAAGAGAUGGUAUGCUUUCCAAAUUAAGGUAUUUACUGAGUUUGUCGUUGGAAAAAUCUUUCUCAGAUCCCCUUUAGUGACAGAGAGAUACGUGGGAGAGCUUCAUUCCUAAGUCGUGAUAACCAAUUUGCUAAAUAUAUUUAGCACCCAUCUAAUUAUUACGGGCAUCUCAUGCUUAUUCUGGAAAUUAUUUUGCAGGUUGGUUACGUGGGUUGAUUGCAGAUUAUGGGGUGCCACUGAUGGUCCUCAUCUGGACAGGUGUUUCUUAUAUACCAGCUGGUAACAUUCCUAAUGGCAUCCCACGACGGCUCUUCAGCCCGAAUCCAUGGUCACCUGGUGCAUAUGAAAACUGGACGGUCAUCAAGGCAUAUUUUCUUUAAAUCUUCCCUCUAGAUCUUCUCUGACUCUGAUUUGCUUCUAAUAUCUCACUUUGAAGCUUGAAUCUGAUUUCUGAUCUGCUUCUAAUAUUUUAUCUUGAACAAUACUUAGCUGAAACUUCUAAACUGGGUUUUUGUUUAUAAAACAGGAGAUGCUCCAAGUGCCCGUUCUCUUCAUCCUUGGUGCUUCCAUCCCGGCUACCAUGAUUGCUGUCCUGUAUUACUUUGACCACAGCGUAGCAUCUCAACUUGCUCAACAGAAGGAGUUCAAUCUGAGAAAACCACCAUCUUUUCAUUAUGAUUUACUUCUUUUAGGCUUUCUGGUAUCUCUCUCUCUCUCUCUCUCCCCCACUCUGUCUCGCACUCUCACUCCUUAAUGCUCCCAAGGUUAUCACCUUCCAUCGUUUUGUUUGACUCUUUUUUAUAUUCUUUAGACCUUAUUGUGCGGCCUCCUUGGGAUACCCCCGGCUAAUGGUGUCAUUCCCCAGUCUCCAAUGCAUACAAAGAGUCUUGCUACUCUUAAGCAUCAGGUAGGAUUUUGACGCCUGUUAUUAGCCUCUCUACAAUACUUAGAUUCUAGACUUAUAAUAAGGUUUCCUUCCUCUCAGCUGCUUCGCAAUCGGCUAGUGGCCACAGCAAAGCAUAGCAUGAAAGACAAUUCCAGCUUGGGACAACUAUAUGGAAACAUGCAGGAGGCUUAUCAGCAGAUGCAAACCCCCCUUAUCUACCAGCAGCAGUCUAUGAGGGUACAUUACAUUGAUUUUCUUUGUUUCUUGUUAACUUUCGAAGCAUCCAUUUCUUCAAUAUAUCACUGGUUCUCAACCAGGGUUUGAAGGAACUGAAGGACUCAACGAUCCAGCUAGCCUCGAGCUUAGAAGAUAUAGAUGCACCAGUAGAUAAGGCAGUAUUUGACAUUGAGAAGGAAAUUGAUGAUCUCUUACCUGUUGAGGUAAAAGAGCAGCGUCUAAGCAACCUGUUGCAGUCUAUUAUGGUCGGAGGCUGUGUUGCUGCCAUGCCGUUUCUGAGAAAGAUCCCAACAUCUGUUCUGUGGGGCUACUUUGCCUUUAUGGCUAUCGAGAGCCUACCGGGUAAUCAGUUUUGGGAGAGAAUUCUUCUCCUUUUCACUGCCCCGAGCAGAAGAUACAAGUAAGUCGGAUAGUUCACAACUUUCAGAGAUUCAUCAUCUAGUUAGUAAUUACCUGAGAAUAGCUCAACUUAGAGUAAUAUCACAUUGCCUGGGACGAUGAAAUCCAGUGAUUAAAAACAUAUGGGCUAAUCUGCUCAUUGCCAAUUGGUUUUUACUUGGAUGGUUUAGUUCUCUUACAUGGCUCAUAGCUUCUGGUUUGUCCUGUGUUGGAGUCGUUGAUGUGGCAGAGGUAAUUAAAAGGUCAGCUUGAACAUUAGGGAGUGUGGUAGAAUAGUCCUGUAUUCAAUUGAAGGUAAUAAAGAGGUAAUCCCAGUGUUGCAUUGUUUGGGUCUAAUCUUAGCUUUUGCCAGUUAUUUAUGGGCUGGAUGGCCCUUUUAUUUCACAUAUCAGUGCUAGGCAUUCAUCAUAACCAAUAUCUUGACAGAGUGCUUGACGAGUACCAUGCAACGUUUGUGGAGACGGUGCCAUUCAGAACCAUUGCCAUCUUCACUCUCUUCCAAGCAGCUUACUUGCUGGUGUGCUUUGGAAUCACUUGGAUUCCUAUCGCUGGUGUACUGUUUCCGCUGAUGAUCAUGCUGUUAGUUCCAGUCAGACAAUAUAUCAUGCCCAAACUCUUCAAGGGGGUUCAUCUCACAGACUUGGAUGCAGCAGAGUAUGAAGAAUCACCUGCUUUGGCGUACAAUACGGCUACUGUAAGUUCUAGCAGGAUUUUAUUUGCGAGUACAAUUCGGCACUGAUUCUCACUCACUUAUCAUGGUUUGCCAAUCAGGACGUAGACCCAGCAAUGAAGACAGGAUCUUUUGCAGAAAGUGGGGAGAACUUGGAUGAAAUAAUUACCCGGAGUCGUGGUGAGGUCAAGCACACGAGAAGCCCCAAAGUGAAGACUCCAGCUGGAACCCCUGCCAGUGAUUCUAGGGGAAUGCAUUGUCCUCGUUAUACAGCUCAUAAUCCUUCGGUGAGCGAGCUGAAGGAGCAGAGUCCGCGUACUAGUGGCAGAGGAGCACUUAGUCUGAAGGCACCAGAAGGGUUGUCUGUCAUAGAUCCAGAUCUGAAGUAG